Molecule: messenger RNA, 718 nt
Organism: Lycium barbarum (goji berry)
Lineage: Eukaryota; Viridiplantae; Streptophyta; Magnoliopsida; Solanales; Solanaceae
Exons: 2
Coding region: 64-486 (140 amino acids)
Source: RefSeq, a predicted model, not a curated record
GUUUGAGUGGUGCUUGUGGUUUGUACACAAAUUCUUGAUCAAAGCAGAGCAGAGAUAUACCACAUGGAUAUUCGACUUUCAUUUAGAAACAUUUCUUCUCAUGGUUUAUGGUCUUGUCCAAGAACCCAAAAGGGUCUCAAACCUUGCUGUUCUGGUAAAGAUUCUCAGCAAAAUGGUGAUUCCAAAAAUAACAACAGCAACUCAGGUGAUAAAUUCUCAACUGAUUGGGACAAAGCCUGGUCAAGCUUCAAGAAGCAAAACAGGAAGAACAUCUUCUCAAACAUCUUUUCGCAAUUCUCUCCGAACAAGUAUGUAACAUGGAAUCCUAGGCGUUCCGACUAUCCAUUGUCUGAAGAAGUUGAUCCUAUUAAGAGAGCAGAGAAAUCAAACCUUAUGCUAUGGACAAGUCCAAAAUUCACUCUUGUUGGAGCAAUAGUUAUAGUCACAUUUCUUUUGGUCUAUUCCAUUCUUGCUAUAGCAAAAUGAGCUUUCUAUAUGUGUCUCUUCGUGCCCUCUUGUAAAGAUGCGCUUAUUGGUUUAUCAUAAUGGUUGCCUGAUGAGGGUUCGGUAAAAUUUUAGAUCGAUGCAGCUUGAAAAAUAUUUAUGGUCGAUUCCUUUAAAAUUGUAUAAAGUAUGUAAAGUUGAAUCAUGAAGAAAAUGUUACUCUGCCUGUUAUAUACUGGUUGGGCCUUGUGAAUAAUAUCUGGUUUAACAGGAA